ACUUAGACGCUCGGCCGCUAUCAGUCCGCUCCCGACCGGUGUACCUGCCGCAUUGUUGUCUCUAUUAUAAAAAUAUACCCACACCAACCGACCCACGUGUCGCCGAGUACACCUCCUUUUUUCUUCACGCUUCUCUAUACAGUCAGUUUUCGAUUCAGUAUCGUACCGGCAGUCGCACCGUACACACGUACACCUCUCUUCUGAACUCUUGUGAACAUUAGUAACAUUUGUAUAUUACGAUACAAUCGAGGAUACUCUCUCAACGAAAAACAAAAGUGACGAAUCAGUGAUUUAAAAAUAUAAACUACCAACGACAGCCCAUACACCAAAUCGAUUAUCGAUCGAUAUACUUCUCUAAACGUUGUUUGUUGUUUAAAUCGUUCGCCUACAAUCACGGAUCCCGCAAGGAGCGCAUCGACUUUUUCUCUGGCCUUUAAGGAACAUCAUGUCCCACGACAACUAUGGCUUCACGGGCAGUAUGGUUACUGUUGAUGUAAACAAAACAAAGAGUACCAGUGCCAACGCCAACCUCAACGCCAACGUCGCCAACGCAGCCAGUAACAACAAAUAUCCAACGAAGGACGGUGCAAAUAAUGGUUUCUACGUCGUCGAGCUCGAGGACAAGGGUAAGCUCGCCAAGGAAGAUGCCGAGAGCUACGAGCCUUACCUUCACCGGGAGGUGCAGCACCCCACGACAUUCUGGGAGACUCUGCUGCAUCUCAUGAAGGGCAGCCUGGGCACGGGUAUUCUGGCGAUGCCCCACGCCUUCAAGAACUCCGGCUGGGUGGUGGGCAUCAUCGGCACCAUCAUCGUCGGCCUGCUCUGCACCUACUGCAUCAGGCUGCUGCUCAACGCCCAUUACGAGCUGUGCAAGAGGCGCCAGGUGCCCUCGAUGACGUACCCAAGGACGAUGCAGGUGGCCCUCGAGGAGGGACCGACCUGUUUGCGGGGCUUCGCCAAAUAUUGCCCGCACGUGACGAACGCGUUCCUAUUGAUUUACCAGUUGGGUACCUGCUGCGUAUACACUGUAUUCAUCGCGGUCAAUCUGAGCGAGGUGAUCAACCAUUACACCGCGCCCUACGUGGUCAAUCAGAAGUACAUCAUGCUGGCCACGCUGCUGCCGCUGAUCCUCAUCAACUGGGUGAGGAAUCUCAAGCUGCUCGUGCCGCUGUCCACCAUCGCCAACGUCAUCACCCUGGGCAGUUUUGGUAUCAUCCUCUACUUCCUCUUCAAUCGAGGCUUCUCGUUCGAGGGUGCCGUGGCCGUGGGCGAAUUUGGAAAUUUCCCCCUGUUCCUGGGAACCGUCCUGUUCUCGCUCGAGGCCAUAGGCGUCAUCAUGCCCCUCGAGAACGAGAUGAAGAAGCCCAAGAAAUUCAUGACGCCCUUCGGUGUGCUCAACAUCGGUAUGGCCAUCAACGUCAUUCUGUACGUUGGUAUGGGCUUCUUUGGAUACAUCAGAUACGGUGACAAGGUGGAGGGAUCCAUCACCACCAAUCUCAGCAAGUCGCUGGUGCCCCAGUCCGCGGAGGUCUAUUUGGCCCAGGCCGUACAGGUCAUGCUGGCCAUCGCCAUCUUCGUCACCCACUCGCUCCAGUGCUACGUCGCCAUCGACAUCUCCUGGAACGAGUACAUCCAGCCGAAAUUGAGCCACUACUCCGAGAGGGCCCAGCUCUACCGAGAGUACGCAGUGAGAACCGCCAUCGUCAUCUUCACCUUCAUCGUCGCCGUGAUCGUGCCGGAGCUCGACCUGUUCAUCUCUCUGUUUGGUGCCCUGUGUCUGUCGGCCCUCGGCCUCUCGUUCCCCGCCCUCAUGCAGACCUGCACGUUCUGGAAGACGGCGUCGAGGCGGACCCGCGCCUUCAUGUUGGCCAAGAACGGCUCUCUCAUCUGCUUCGGCGUGCUCGCCCUCUUCAUCGGUACGUCGACGAGCAUCAGCAAAAUCGUCGAGAAGUUUGGAGAGACGCCGGCGACAGGCGCUCAUUGAGCAGUAUGUGUGCUUGUUGGUACAUUCAACGACGAGGAGGAAGAAAUGCGCCGCCGCUGUUACGUGAUCGAUCUCGCGCAUCAUAGAGAUCGAUCGAUCGUUGUGGCAGGUAGUCGUCUUCUUCUCCUUCCCUUAGCAAUUAAGUUUUUCCCCUUAGCGAUUAAGUUUUUUUUAUCAUUUUAAUUUUUUUUUUUUAAUUCAUUAUGGAUAAACAUAAUGCCGUGCGCAUUUACAAAGGUAAAUUUCAUAUAAAAAAAAAAGAAGUAAAGAGUUGCCCCGGGCAACAGCGUUCAUCAUAUAGACAGUAAGAAGCUUAGAAUAUAAGUAAUAAUCAUGUGUGGGAGGCCGUUAGAAAAAAAUCUUUUUUUCUUCUCGGUGUGGCAGUAUUUACCGCUUAUCGUCGCUGCUCUCGCGUGCAUCAUUGCUAAUAUGAGCGCAAGAGCAAAUGCGUACAACUAGUCUAUAAUCAGUCGGCAAGUUGAGAAGAGUUGAUCUUUGGGAUCAGUUUUCAAACUCAUUCUGACGAAUGCGCAUUUCCAUACACAUUAAUAUAUACAUUUAGAGAUAUAUAUAUACAUUAUACAUUUUAUUUAUAAUUUACAUACACAAUAUACAUAUACGUUAAGAUUUAGACAUUAGACAUUUAUCUGUGUAUUAUAAAACUUAAUUUCUAAAAAAACUAAGAGUCAUAUAAUACAAAGGAAGUUCGACACGUAUUAAAGUAAAUACUCGCGAUUAUUAGUUUUUAGUUGAUGUUUCGCCUCUGAGGUGUAGCUCCUAUUAUAUAUUAUUUUGAUGUAGAAUCAGUGAGAAAACGCAUUGAAACGUGCGACCGUCGUUGUAAACAAAACAAAACAAAACAAAAAAGAGAAAAGGGUACGAUUAAAAUUGAAAUUGCGCGCGCGCAUCGCAACACGAUGA
Molecule: messenger RNA, 2905 nt
Organism: Trichogramma pretiosum
Lineage: Eukaryota; Metazoa; Arthropoda; Insecta; Hymenoptera; Trichogrammatidae
Product: proton-coupled amino acid transporter-like protein CG1139
Exons: 6
Coding region: 446-1984 (512 amino acids)
Biological process (GO): amino acid transmembrane transport
Cellular component (GO): vacuolar membrane
Molecular function (GO): amino acid transmembrane transporter activity
Source: RefSeq, a predicted model, not a curated record